Molecule: messenger RNA, 1230 nt
Organism: Linum tenue
Lineage: Eukaryota; Viridiplantae; Streptophyta; Magnoliopsida; Malpighiales; Linaceae
Source: the annotation of a GenBank genome assembly
AUGGCUGACCAGCAGGAUUGGAGCGAAUUGACAGAGGAUCUGUUGUGCACAAUCGGACGACGGCUGAUCACAUUGCAGGAUCUGAUUCGAGCUCGAGCCGUUUGUCCGUCAUGGAGGCGAGCCUUGCUAGCCGAGCAGCAGCGCAGGUUCCCGUCAACGCAGUGGCUAAUGCUGCCCCAUUGCACAAGCAAAUUCAUGAACAGAACGGCGGCGGCCGCCAUGAUCGGGUGCAAAGGUUCCGACAACUGCCGCUGCUUUUACGACGCGGCGGCGCAGCAAUUUCACCACAUCGAGUUCCCUCCCGGCUCGCACAACAGAGCCACCUGCCGCGGAUCCGCAUUCGGGUGGCUGUUCAUGACGGGGCAAACGCCCUGCAUCUCCCUGAUCAACCCUCUCACCGGAGCCGAGAUCCCUCUCCCUCCCAUCACGUCUUUCCCCGGCGUGAUAGCCUACCGCCCGGAGAAAGUCGGGCUCGAGUACCUCCUCCUCGCCGACGACGGCUUCACGAUGGCAUACGGCAAGAAGUACAUCGAGAAGAGCUACAUAUGCAAAGUCGCGAUGUCCGCCGAGCCCACCGCGGCAGAGGACUGCACCGUGAUGGCCAUCCGCUUCAACGACGAUUACCGGCUCGCGAUCUGCAAUCCGAAAGCCGAAUCGUGGACGCUGCUCUCCGACAGAGGCAUUGCCUUCCAGGAUGUGGUGUUCUGGAAGGGACAGUUCCACAUCCUCGACUUCUACGCGAGGCUGAUGGUGUGCGAUCUCUCUGUACCGCAUCGCCCGAAACUCUCGCUCGUCCUCGACUUGCCGUACCAUCGUCAGAUCACUGCACUGGAUCAUUACCUGGUCGUAUGUCCGGCGGCUCUCGGAGGUGGUCGUGAAAGAACUUACUGGACAAGCGAGUUCAGAGUUUUCGAGCUGAACGAGGAGGAGGGAGGUGGAUGGGACAAGGUCGAGAGCAUCGGUGAUUUUGCCUUGUUCUUGGGUUCCAACACUCCUGCUUUCGUGUCCACGUUGGAUCGACCUGGCCUGGCGCGCAAUUCCAUCUACUUCACCGAUAAUCUCAGCGAGUGUCACAGCAAGAAUAGUUCCGGUCACGACAUGGGUAUCUACGACCUCGCCACUGGCGCUGUGCAGCCUCUCUAUUGUACCGCCUCUCUGCACAAGAACCCUCUGUUGAUCUCUCCUUGGCCUGUAUGGUUCUUUCCAUCAUCUACUACUACUGUUAAUUAG